This is a messenger RNA of Cuscuta europaea, 469 nucleotides long. The record is from the annotation of a GenBank genome assembly. Lineage: Eukaryota; Viridiplantae; Streptophyta; Magnoliopsida; Solanales; Convolvulaceae.
AAGAUGCAAUGGCAAUUUGCAGAUGGGCGGGAUACCCAGAUUUGUUUAUUACGUUCACAUGCAAUCCUAAAUGGCCUGAGAUUACAAGAUUUUUGAAAAAACAUAACUUGCAGCCGGAAGAUCGACCAGAUAUUGUAUGUCGUGUAUUCAAAGUGAAGCUUGAUUCUUUGAUAAAGGAUUUCCGUCGCAACAAAAUUUUCGGUGAUGUUAGAGCAGUUGUGUAUACAAUCGAGUUCCAGAAACGUGGUUUGCCCCAUGCACACAUAUUGUUAUUUUUGGAGAACAAUUCUAAAUUUCCAACCGUUAGCGACGUUGAUAGAAUUAUCUCGACAGAGAUUCCUGAUCGCAUAGUUGAUCCCGACUACUACGAGGCCGUUAAAGAUCUUAUGAUGCAUGGUCCCUGUGGUGUAGGUGUUAGUUUCUCUCCAUGCAUGGUUGAUGGAAAGUGCUCAAACCACUUUCCAAAAAA